CGUCGUUGUACAUACAUUGCAGUUAAACCGCUAGAAUCAAAACAAAUAGUGAAGAAAUGGACGUUCAAACAACGAAUACAAGAAGAAAAAUAUUGAGCCAAGCGAUUUGCAACAUUAUAAUCGAGUGCGGCUUCGACUACUGCGAGCGAGCCGUCCUGGAAACUCUUACGGAAAUGUUGCAGUCAUUGUUGUGUGAGAUCGGUCAGUCAGCCAGGAAUUAUUGCGAACUCUCCAGCAGGACAGAAAUCCUCAUAGCAGAUGUCAUACUAGCUCUAGUGAACUCAGGCAUCAAAAUUGACAAUCUUUGGAGUUACGGGCUUCGUCCCAACAGGACGAUCUUACCUCCUCUUCAGCAGCAAACACAAACCAAACAGUUGAGCAUCCUGCAAGCUGGAGUCAAGCAAAACCAUCCUCCUCACAUUCCGAGCUACUUGCCGCCACUGCCAGAUCCUCAUGCUUAUAUUAGGACACCGACGCAUAAGCAACCUGUGACUGAAUACGAAGCAAUUAGAGAAAAAGCUGCUUCCCAGAAGAGGGAUAUUGAAAGGGCUUUGACCAGAUUCACAGCAAAGACUGGCAAGACACAUACCUUGUUCCUCAAAGAUGAUAACAGCAUGUUUCCAUUGAUAGGUACUUCUCCACAAUUUCCGAGCUACCUUUCAGCUUUACUGCCACAGGAUCAAAUUUUUGAUUCAGAUAGCGACGCGGAAGGUAGUCCUAUUAAAAAGAAAAAAGAAAACGAACCUGAAAGUAAGGAUGGGAACAAAGAAGGAAUUGUUGUCCCAAAAGAAGAGACUGAACAAAAUGAGGAGACAAAUACUCAAUCAGAUGUUAUUGAUAAUCCUUACCUAAGGCCAGGUAAGAUGCCAAAAAAUAAGGUACCCAUCAAGUCUGAAAGUGGUGCAUUAAGUUCUUGA
Molecule: messenger RNA, 917 nt
Organism: Copidosoma floridanum
Lineage: Eukaryota; Metazoa; Arthropoda; Insecta; Hymenoptera; Encyrtidae
Gene: Taf8
Product: TBP-associated factor 8
Biological process (GO): transcription initiation at RNA polymerase II promoter
Cellular component (GO): transcription factor TFIID complex
Molecular function (GO): protein heterodimerization activity
Source: RefSeq, a predicted model, not a curated record